AUGGCUUUGAAUGAAUCUCAACCAGGAAUGCAAUCACCGGUUACACAUCAGCAGCUUUUAAUCACACCGGGUGGGACAAAACAUUGGAUACCACAAUGUGACGAAUCGAUUAAACCAUAUCAAGGACAAAGAUUCCGGAAUUUACAUAAAGCGGUGAACUUCUACAAGACUUAUGCUCUUAGUGUUGGUUUUGACGUGAGACAUAGCACAUUGGUGAAAGCACAUGACAAGACCAAGACGGUUAUUUGGAAAUACCUCGUGUGCUCCCGGGAGGGGUAUAAGCAUCAUGAUGUCAUCAGUUCUACGAGACAUGCUACAGGUCAUGUGACGAGACGUAGGGUGUCCAACAGGGUAGGAUGUACUGCCAAGAUUGGAGUGCAAUAUGAUGGAUCGAACGGAUACAUCGGAUCAAUAUUUGAUGUUAAAUUCUAA
This is a messenger RNA of Striga asiatica, 432 nucleotides long. NCBI's taxonomy places the organism in Eukaryota, Viridiplantae, Streptophyta, Magnoliopsida, Lamiales, Orobanchaceae. The record is from the annotation of a GenBank genome assembly.